Molecule: messenger RNA, 1996 nt
Organism: Juglans microcarpa x Juglans regia
Lineage: Eukaryota; Viridiplantae; Streptophyta; Magnoliopsida; Fagales; Juglandaceae
Product: transcription factor TCP4-like
Exons: 3
Coding region: 588-1580 (330 amino acids)
Biological process (GO): regulation of secondary shoot formation
Cellular component (GO): nucleus
Molecular function (GO): DNA-binding transcription factor activity; sequence-specific DNA binding
Source: RefSeq, a predicted model, not a curated record
UCACUCCAGGGUUUGAGAGAUGGCUAGAUGAGUAAUGGUUCGUGACUUAGUAGCUAGGAUUUUAUUUUUGUGAUUUUAGGGGUUUGAGAUGACCUGAUAUCUCCACCUCAACUUGACCAAAGCCUGGUUUCAGAAGCAUCAGCAGCUCUCGUGGGCCAAAGAUUGCAAUGGCAGGGCUUUCUUUGGGAUCUGCAGCAUGUCUAGCGCCAGUAUCAGGUUUCUGGGGUUGUGGCAGUUGUAGAUAAAGAGCGACAAACAGCAGAAAGAGCAAACAGAAGCAACUCAAAGAGUCGUACAGAAAUCAAAAAGUUCUUGGAAGAGCCAAAUCAGAGAGAGAGAGAGCAGGAUUCUGGAUUUCCAGAGGAAUCAUGAGCAAACAGUGAGGCCUAUCCACCAAGUUACAGCCCCAAAACAACAAGAACCACAAGAACAAGAUCUUGGCACGAGCACCCACUACCAACAUAUCCAACUCCUCCAAAACUGUCAACCACUUGGUCAAGCCGUAAAUUCCCACCAAACAGAAGCACCCAACAAACAAAAUUUGGAACCAAACCAGAGGCAAUGAAAAGCACAGACAAACUACGGGUAUGAAGAGCACCGGAGGAGAGAUAGUCCAAGUCCAAGGUGGCCACAUUGUCCGAUCCACAGGACGCAAAGACAGGCACAGCAAGGUCUACACGUCGAAAGGUCCCCGGGACCGUCGGGUCCGGCUCUCAGCGCACACUGCCAUUCAAUUCUAUGAUGUUCAAGACCGUUUAGGCUACGACCGGCCCAGCAAAGCGGUGGACUGGCUCAUCAAGAAGGCGAAGACCGCCAUUGACAAGCUAGCUGAGCUACCACCAUGGCAUCCACCUGGUACUUCUAAUUCUACAGCUGUACAACAACCAGACCCAAAUGCAGGCUCAGCAGAAUUGACAAUAGCCGAGCAAUCAGAGUCUUCUGGCUACGACUUUCUGCUCCACAGGCAACUAGCGGGGAACCCAGACGACAAUUCAGCCUUCAUCCCACCAUCUCUAGACUCUGAAGCCAUCAAAGAUACCUUUAAAUCUUUAUUCCCCACAAGCUCUGCAACAUCUUCUCUAAAUUUCCAGAGCUACCCAUCUGAUAUAAUUUCAAGAGCCUCCAACCCCUCCGAAGAUCUUGGUCUAUCCCUCCACUCUUUCCAGGAUCAUUCAACUCCAAACGACCAUAACCUCUUCGCGGGCUCGGCUUCGAUGGGGUUUGACAUCAAUUACCAAAGAAUGGUGGCGUGGAACAGCGACACAAGCGCGGAACACAGAGGUGAUUUUGUCUUCAACUCACAAACGUUGCCACAACAAGCAUUACUGGGCCAAGGCUCAGCAUUUUCACAGAGGGGACCCCUUCAGUCCAGUUUUGCACCCCCGUUCCGCGCUUGGGAUGAUCUUUCCAUUGCCACAUCGGACCACCACAAAACACUGCCAAUUCACCAGUCUUUGGUCUGUGGAAGCCGGUUUGCCACUGAUACAUUAUCGGGCUUUUGCAUUCCCGCCACGAUUCGAGGUGAUGAAGAGCGGAGUGCCAAUAAGCCGUCCUCUGCGUCUUCCAACUCCCGCCAUUGAUUGAACAAGAACUGAACUGUCUUCCUCACCAUUAGGAUAGGACAUUUAAUCAGAUAGUGGCAAAGGGAAGGAAGCAUAAGGGCCUUUGCACCUUUGAUUCAUCACCUGCUGAUGGAGGUUCACAAGCUCUAUUCUCUACUUGAUUCAGAAAAGUUAAAAAAGCUUGGUGGCUUGAAAGGCUAGUGCAUCCUCACUACAGAAUAAUUGAUUAUUUGCGUCAAAAUAAGCUUAUAUGCUAUGAUUCAGAUUCUAAGUCUCCUUCCAUUUGUCAAAAGGGCAAAUCUUGUGUUUACCAUUUUUAGCUAUUACUACUGACAAUAGUACUCCUUUCUUUAAAAUACAUUGUGACUUAUGGGGACCAGCCCCCAUUAUCUCUAAAGACAAGUUUCAGUUCCAUUUGAUUUUUACUGAUGACU